AUGGACUACCUACAGGAUCUCUUUCCCCAAGCCGCCCGAUUCUACAAUGACUACUAUUACCCUUUCCAAACCUAUCUCGUCCCCCUCUACCGCAUCCUUCUCAGCUCCCAGUUGUUCUUCUAUCGCCGGAUCUAUCCCACCCUCUAUCCCAUCUACGUCCUCUCCAAUAAUGCGCUUCAUUCACUCUCAACGGAUGCCCCCGACAUUCUCACUCUUGCUAUCCUCGCCAUCGCCCUCAUCAUAUCUCUCCGAGUUCUCGAUUACAUGCGAAGAACUAUCAUGUAUUGGGUUGGCCUAGCUAUCAAAAUGGGAUUGUGGUUGGCUGUUGGAGGGUUGGGGGUGUAUGUAUGGCAGAGAGGUUUUAACCAAAGUGUGGAGGACUUUGGCUACGUUUGGGGCUUCCUGCACGGGUUAGGGAACGAGGGCGAGAGGAUUGGAGGACAGAAAGCAAGAGGCAGGGAGAGGGAUGCAAGGAGAAUGGCAGGUGCGGGCAAGAGAGGAAGGACCAGGGGAGCGGGCUGGUGA
Messenger RNA from Letharia columbiana, 525 nucleotides. RefSeq lists its product as uncharacterized. The record is from RefSeq and is a predicted model, not a curated record. Lineage: Eukaryota; Fungi; Ascomycota; Lecanoromycetes; Lecanorales; Parmeliaceae. The transcript is spliced from 2 exons. The coding region runs from base 1 to 525 and encodes 174 amino acids.